AUGGCCGACCCCGCGACCGAAAAAGCGACUAUAGAAGUGGACGGCGUGCAGUAUAGCACGAUUACAGAAGGUCUCGCGACAAUUCUGGUUCCGCAAGGUGCCAAGGUGGGAGAAGACGGUGGCCAAGUGCAGCAGGUUUUCUAUAAUCCAAUCCAGCAGUACAACCGCGAUCUCUCUGUGCUCGCAAUCAAGGUGUACGGCGAGGAAGCUCUAGAGAGGAGGAAAAAUCGCAAACAAACAAAGGAUGCAAAAUACGGAAAGAAACGCAAGAGGGGAGACGAGAAUGGCACCAAAGUGGAAGAGACUGAACAGCCGCCUGCACAGCCAGAGCAGCAGCCAGCUUCGGAGCCUGUUCCAGCAGCGCAAAAGAACGCUGGCAGCACAGCCAAGCCAGCUUUCAAAAUGCUAGACGCUCUUUCGGCCUCGGGCUUGCGAGCAUUGCGAUAUGCGCGCGAGCUCCCCUUUGUCACUUCCAUCACAGCCAACGACUUGUCAGCUUCCGCUGCCAAGUCCAUUAAGCAAAACGUCGAGCACAACGGCGUCGCGGACAUUGUUUCCGUGACAAAUGGCGAUGCUCUGGCAGUCAUGUACAGGACAAUCGCGGAUGCGCUUUCAAACAGCGAGAACGCCAAGUCAUGGAAAAAACCCGCCAAGUUUGACGUUAUCGACCUAGACCCAUAUGGAACGGCAGCUCCGUUCUUUGACGCUGCCGUUCAGGCCGUGCGUGAUGACGGCGGUCUCCUGUGUAUUACAUGCACAGAUAGUGCUGUGUGGGCUGGUCAUGCAUACUGCGAGAAGGCUUUCUCCCUCUACGGCGGCACGCCCAUUCACGGCAUGCACUCGCACGAGGCUGGUCUGCGGCUCAUCAUCAAUGCAGUGGCCACAUCGGCAGCCCGAUACGGACUUGGCAUUGAGCCGCAAUUGUCUCUUUCCAUCGACUUUUAUACCAAGGUCUUUAUCCGGGUCACAAAAUCUCCGCAAGCAGUCAAAUUCCUUGGCUCCAAGACAAUGAUUGUGCACAGCUGCGACAGCGGCUGCGGCGCUUGGGAAACCCAGUACCUCAUGCGAGCCAAGGCAGCACCCAAUAAAAAGGGAAAUGGGGCGUUUUAUAAAUAUGGCAUGGCUCUGGGAGCCGCAGAUCGGUUAUGCAAACAUUGCGGUACCAAGAUGCAUAUCAAUGGCCCCAUGUACGGUGGUGACAUUCACUCGCGGGACUUUAUCGAGAGAUUGCUCAAGCAAAUUCCCGAGUCGGACAAGAAAAUCUACGGCACUCUUCCUCGUCUACAAGGCAUGCUACAAAAUGCGCUAGAGGAGCUGAUACCUGGUCCCGAAGAGCCAGCUCCAGUCGAGCCUCGAGACAAGGAGUCGGCCAAGAUUGACCGUUAUCCAUUUUUUGUAGUGCCCGGAAAGCUUGCUAGUACUGUCUCAUGCGCGACACCAAGCGACGACCACUUCAGAGGAGCGUUGAAGCAUCUUGGCUACGUAGCGGGUCGCAGUCACUGCAGGCCAGGCAGCAUCAAAACCGACGCUCCAUGGUCGACGAUAUGGUGGAUCAUGGCGGAAUGGAUCCGGCAAAAGGCGCCUGUGAAAACCUCGAGGUUCAAAGCAGAUACAGCGCCAUGGAGACUUUUGAAGAAGCUUGGUAUCCUCGAGGCGCAGGGCGAUGCUGGUGCCGAUCUAGUCGAUGUCGAUAACCAGCCUGACGUAACCAUGGAGGGUGUCGAUGCGGAAUCAAACAAGGGCCAAGACGCUGGUGCUGAACAACCGGUGCCUCUGACAGAAGAAGACUUGAGAAAAACUAUGGUCUUCAAUGACGAGCUUGCCCAUCUGGGCCGAGAGGGCAAGACGCAGAAUCUUGUUCGCUACCAGAUGAACCCGAGGGAGAACUGGGGUCCGCUGACAAAGGCAAAAAGCAAUUAA
Cordyceps militaris CM01 is the source of this 1920-nucleotide messenger RNA. RefSeq names its product N2,N2-dimethylguanosine tRNA methyltransferase. The transcript has a single exon. Bases 1 to 1920 code for a protein of 639 amino acids. The record is from RefSeq and is a predicted model, not a curated record. Gene Ontology annotation, cellular component: nucleus. NCBI's taxonomy places the organism in Eukaryota, Fungi, Ascomycota, Sordariomycetes, Hypocreales, Cordycipitaceae. Gene Ontology annotation, molecular function: RNA binding. Gene Ontology annotation, biological process: tRNA N2-guanine methylation.